AUGUCAUCACACGGAUGGCAUGCACUUUACCCUUACCAAGUUGCCAACGCUCAAGGUGGCUUGGCUCUUUGUCCCGCCAACCCUCAGCAGGCUGUCAACUCCUGGAACGCGUAUGCUAUAAACCAGGUUGCCGCUCAGCAGGCUGUCAACCCUCAAGCUGGCUUGGCUCCUCAGGCCGCCACCUUUCACCCGGCCGCCACCUUCCACCAGGCCAAUGCCACUAACGUCACGUUAGCAGCCCAGAUAGCACAGAUGCUAAAUAGCACUUUCAAUCUCGCAGCCGUUCAGGUUCCGGCGGUGCCUCCGGUGCCUCAGCACUUUCCAGACUCUAAUAAGAUUGUCGUGUGUGUCGUGUGCGGUGGCCUUAUAAAGCCCACGGUCCCCUCAGCCCUGGCGGACCGGGGUUCGAGUCGGGUACGAAAAGACUGGAUGCACGCUGCUGUCCUUGUCAAGGCCUUGCCUGAAUUCGACGAGUGGUCCAAGAGAGCGUCAAGGUCCAGACAGUCACUUAAUGCUGGAGACAAGCUGCUACAGGAGCUGCAUGUCACCGAGUUCCAUGGGAGCGCCCGUCACUUCUUUGUCCGAGAGCUUCCAGGCAAGGUUGCUAUCAACACCGACGACCAGGAGAUUGCCAUUCCUGCUCACACGGCUUGCCUUGACGUCGUCCGUGUCUUUUGCAACUACCAGGGCAAGUUCAACUUCAACUUCCGGGCGUCUGACGGCGGUGCGCCGUCAAGCAUGGCGCAUUUCUAUGAAAUCUGGCGUAAUCGUGCUCUCGCUACCUGCCUACAUGGCGGCAUCAUGAGGCGGCCCAUCAAGGAGCCCAACGACGGGUACCUCGGUGCCCCUGCUCUACAAUUCAAGGAUUUAGUAGGAUACGCCGAAGUCUGGCAGAAAAGCUGGCAACUCCGGCGUUUUGAGGCUUGCCCCAUCUUCAACCCGGUCGUAAUCACCAAGGUUAUCUUGAGCAAGCUGUCAACCAUGGACGGCAAGAGCAGAAAGCCAGACCCGGUCGCUGCCGAGGCAUGGGCCAGAACGCAAGCUUUACCCGUCGAGAUAUGCGACCUGGUCCUCUUGGCUAUGGAGCCCUUCGAGAGCCGGGCCAACCCAAUGAGUCUGACGCCGACGCGGGCGCUUCCGAACAAAUGGUGGAAGGACAGUCUGAUGUCUGGCUGCCUGAUCCCCUGGCUCUGGGAUCUAGACUCUGAGGAGGUUGCUAAGCACGAGCGCCUGGCCUGUCGGGACGAGGAGGAUUGGGACUGGGAGCUGCUGUGCCGUCGACUGGCACAGCCCCAGCUCGUGCACCCCGGUGGCAAGCUUCACGGCUUCAUCCAUCUUUGGAACCGUCGCCGAAUUUGGAAACUGCUCGACUUGGCGCGUCUCGGCCAUGUGACUUUUGGUCACUGA
Messenger RNA from Anthostomella pinea, 1407 nucleotides. The record is from the annotation of a GenBank genome assembly. NCBI's taxonomy places the organism in Eukaryota, Fungi, Ascomycota, Sordariomycetes, Xylariales, Xylariaceae.